Messenger RNA from Apis cerana (Asiatic honeybee), 2787 nucleotides. RefSeq names its product transmembrane reductase CYB561D2. The record is from RefSeq and is a predicted model, not a curated record. Gene Ontology annotation, molecular function: transmembrane monodehydroascorbate reductase activity. Lineage: Eukaryota; Metazoa; Arthropoda; Insecta; Hymenoptera; Apidae.
UCGCGGCGAGAACGCGAGAGUGAGGGAGACGGAAAAGAAGGAAAGAAGGAAAGAAAUGUUCAAUAUUGCGGCAACGAGCCCGAUCGAAGGAUUUCCGCAAUUAGUAUGAAUCGAGUCGCACUUGGAUCGCCAUCGAGAUUUACGCUCCACGAAAUACAAUAAACGGGCAAGUUUUCGAGCUGUGAGAUUUGAAAGCGUGAAGUGGGGUGUUGCCGUACGCAGUGCGGCUAUAAUUUAAGAAGAAUUCGCGUAAUUUCGGACCAAGGAGGAAACUCGGGACUGUUUGAUAUCUCGAAAUUAUGGAGGAAACGGAAGGAAGAAAAGAGAAGUCGUUUCCGAUGGCAAAAGUGGUGGAUGCCGCGCGAGUUUUAGGCUUUCCGGAUAAUUCAACAAAUUUGGAAGAUUCCGACGAGUCGAGGCGAAGCACACGCGGCACGUGCCUCGCCAUACUCGACCUCGUUAAUCAUGCGCUUAUCGUUGGUCUAACGGGGUACACCCUCUAUCAUUCGUGGGGUUCCAACGUGGUCAAUUUACACACCAUCUUUUGCACGAUUGGGUACGUCCUGCUGAUGUCGGAGGCCAUUCUCGUGUUUGCCGGUGACAGUGUUUUGACCAACUUUCUUUCAAGGGGUGCCAAACGCCACCUUCACUGGAUCCUACAAAUUCUCGGCCUGAUCCUCAUCGUUUCCGGCGUGGUGGUCAUGUAUCGAGUGAAACCGGUGCAUUUCAAGUCCAUUCACGGGAUUCUGGGCAUCACUUCCACCGUUCUGGCCGUCUUCUUGUCCGUGACCGGCUAUCCCGUUUUUAUAGCGGCCAAACUUCGAAAUGUGAUAAAACCUGUCGCGAUUAAAUUCGGCCACAACUUCUUGGGCAUAUCAUGCUUCGCGAUCGGGAUGGCAGCUCAGUGUUACGGUUACACUUACAUCUUCAAGUCGGAUCUUAAAUUCCUCUUUAUAAUAAUCGUGGUUGCGAUCAUCGCUCUCUCCGUGAGAAGAGCAAUUCCGUCUCUCUUCCGACAAUUUCUAGGGUUAUUCGGAUAAAUUAUUUCUCUUUCUCUCUUUCUCUCUAUCUAUCUAUCUAUCUAUUUAUCUCUCUAUCUAUCUAUCUAUCUAUUUAUCUCUCUCUCUCUCUCUCUCUAGAAUACGAGGAAACGUACGAUCCAGACGAGGGAGAGGUUCGAUCGAGGAAUAAAAAUGAGACGAGAAUUUCUCCUUUUGUACCUUUCAUCGAGCGAAAUCGGUCGAAACGUAAAUUACGUAAUAUCAUAAUUCGAUCCUUAAAACGAUACUGUGCAAAACAUUGUUGCACUCGCGGCAAUGUCGCACAGGGGAAUCCGAUCAACGCCCAUUGGAAAAUACAUAUUCCAUUAACGAAUGACACGAUACGAACGCGUGAUCAAAGUUCAAUUAUAUAAAGUCAUUACGCCUCUAUGUUUCGACCAACGCGUUUAUUGCUUAUCCAUCUCGUCGUGUGCGUCCACGUUUACACGGCGAUUAUUAUAUACGCGUUUCCGUUUCCACGAACAAGAAGGGUGACAUCGAAUUAUGUAUCGAAGUAUCGUUCUUUUUUUCUUUCCGCAUCGGAUCGGGGAGUAGAUUAUUCAUCGGACCGCGUGCUCACGAUUGUUAUCUGUCAAUUGACGAUAAACGAAAUCCGAUCGGUGAAGCUCGAUUAACGGGCAGGUCGAAAAGGUCGGGGAAAAGGUUGGAAAAUUAGCGUAACGUUGUUUGAAAAAAAAAACGCUCUUUUCAUACGGCGUUACUAUUAACCCGUUCGUUGGCACGUAUAACAAAUUGGAAGAAAGCAUCGUUCCAGAAAUUUUCAGCGUUUCGAGAAGCGUUCGAUCGUUCGAUAUAUGUAUACACGUAUAUCUAUACGUAUACGUGUAUUUAUACGUUGGUAUUAGACGAUCACGAGAAAUGUCUAACGAAUAUUUAUUCGCGAGUGGCUGUCUGUUUACCAUAUUGAAAGGUGUAGACGAUGCUUUCUCGAGGACGCAAUACGCUUCGUCGGUGUAUACGAUGAUGCAAACACGCAUAUUCGAUGCAUAUUCGUAUGCACGCAAAUACGAACGACGUUUGCGCAUAGAGUCAAACGUGAGCGCAUUAAUUAAGAGAUGAUACGCGACCCUUCUUCGUUAUUCUUGAUGAGUGAUCUAAUUUUUUUUCACGAGGAGAAAAAAAAUGGGAGAGGAAGGAGGAGAAGAAAAGAAAGGAAGAAAGAGUUUUGAUAAAACACGAUCGAGAGAACGCUAAUUUAAAUGAAGAGAAACGUUUGUUCCCCUCGUCGAAUCGACUUAAUCUUUAUAUAGUACGAAUAUAUCGAAAGCACUUAUGAAUUUUUUUUUUUUUUUCUUUUUAAAUCAUCACUUCGACGAUACUUUUUCGUCGAAUCAUACACGUUUUUAUACACGUUUUUCCACGUGAGUUUCGAAGAAUCGAAUAUCCUGUUCAAAUACGCGUUAGAAAACAUUUGUAUUCCCAACGUGAAAUAUUCGAACGCUUUAUUCCAAGUAAUUUUCAUUAAUUGCUGUUUCCAGAAAAAAUUCGUAUUAUUUUCUCAAUUUUUCGCGACGCGGAAUCGGGCAUGUUUCGAUAGUAAUUAAUUGAUCACAGAGAUGGAUAUAAAUUAUUAUUAUUCUGAUUAUCAAAUUUACGAAAAAGAGAGACAGAGAGAGAGAGAGAGGGAGAGGGAGAGAGGGAGGAGGGAGAGGGAGAAGUAAACAAUUAAAUAAACAAAUAAAAGAGAAAAAAAAGAUGAAAUAAAUAAAAAAAGUAUAUGGACUUA